AUGAAGGUGAAGGAGGCAAUCGCGGCUCUGUGUAAAGUGUUGGUUGGGGUAUGGGCAGGAGAUGGGGCGUCUCCUGCUGCUCUCAGCCCGGAGAUAUUCCGUAAGGCCAAGUUCAACCGAAAUGAAGCGACUGCUGAGUUCUGGAAGUUGCUAUAUUGGCUCCUGAAGCUGGUCAAUCAGGACAGGCCCUGUGAGGUCACGGAUUUGGCUGAACAGAUUGACUAUGUGAAGGCUGCAGUUUGCUACUAUGGUUAUGGAUUUAUGGAUUUCUACCAGCUGCCUGCAGACGGCACUCAGGGUAGCCAGGAUCUCCUCCUGGCUUUCUCCUGGCUACUACAGAGAAUCCACCUGUUGGAACAGCUGCUGAAUCUGCAGAGGCUGCACGUGGAAGAUCAUGCAUCACUUUGCACGUGCAGACGGACUAUACCUGUCAGCUCCAUGGAGAGAUUGGAUAUUCAGGAUAGCAGGCACCCAGUGGGAAUGGAUGUGCGAUACCUGCAGUGUUUACAAGGGAAGCUACGGUUCCGCUGGCGAAGUCUUUACAGUGCUCAGCAGGAGAGGUGUUCAGCCCUCUACAAGAUCCAUUUGUACACCAGAGGAUGUGGCAGCAGCCAGAGCUUUGAUCAUUUGUCUGCGACUGAAAUACGUCUGAUUCAAGAUCCCAAACAGUGUACUGAGUUUGUGCAGCACCUGGAGCGUGAGAACAUGCAAUUAGAGGCAUACCUGGAAUGGAAGCAGCUGGAGCCCUUAUACUGGCAGUGGAUGCAAAGUGUACUGUCUGCCAAGUUGCAGGAUACCCAGGACCUGCUGAAUGUAAAUGUUGUAACAGUCACUGGUCGCUCAUUGGGCCAGAGAGGGAAUUGCAGACAACCUGAUAUUUUCAGAGAAACAGACAAACUCUACGGUGAGCUACUGAAGCUUCAUUCGGAGCUGCAGGACCGAAGAAUGGCAAAAGAUGAAAGGAUGAAUGACCAGGAGCGAGGUAUGGGAGAUCCUUUGGGACAACCUGAAGCAGUGUUCCUGACACAGCAUGAUCUGGAACAGAAACUGGCAGAAGUGCAGGCCAGAGUGAACCAUGGGAGAAGACGACACGGCCAUGUCAGACUGGCAUUGAGAGCCAACUCCAAUCCCAUCAGGAUUAAACCUCACUCUGCCCAACAACACAACAGCUCUGGAAGUCUUACAGCAUUAGAAGUGAUCACACAACUAAAAGCUGAAGCAGUCACAUUAAAGAAAGAACUUCAAGAACUGCAGCAACUUUCCAAAGAGGCUCUCGAAGAAAUUUUGGAAAGGCUGGAUGGAGUGAUAUGUCUUCCUCCAAUGCAACGAUGAGACUCUGGGUAUUUAUGGACUGGUUAGUGACAGUAAAAUGACCAAUUGGGCAGGCCUUUGUCAUAUGGGCCAAUCCUGCUUACUGCAGUCAUUCACUUAUUUAUUCUGUACAGUGAGUGACAAGGUUUGUCUAGUGAGAUGUAACAUCCAUGAACAUCUAUCUGAUCUUAGCUGUGAUAUUGAGAAGGUGCUAAGAGGCAGAGAACAAGGUUACACUCUCACACCUCCUAGAGGCCUCCCAUAUAGUGAUAUUGAUGAUGGUCUGAGAGUGGAUUGUCAGCCUGAAUUCUGUUCAGGGGAUAUUGUGGAGCAUGGGAGACCAGAGAGGGGACGACUUGUGCAAUUUUCACUGUUUUAAAAGGUCAGAUCAAGCAUCCAUCAGUUAUGUUGUGAUUUUUAAUUUCUCAUUCGCCCUAAUGCAUUGUUGAGGGAAGGUGUAAUGAUCUGCAUGUUAUCUACUGGGUGAAUGGUCCUGGGUUUCUUUGCCUCCAUUGUGUUAAGAAUAAGAGGAGGCCUUUCAACCUCUCAAGCCUGUCCCACCAUUGAAUUAGAUCUUGGCUGAUUUGUACCUUAACUUCCUUUACUCAGCUUGGUUUGUAAUCUUUAAUACCCUAGGUUGGAAAAUAUCUUUCCAUCUCAGUUUUGAAAUUUUUAAUUGACCCCCAGCCUCAAUGGACUUUGAGGGAGAGAGUUCCAGAAUUCCACUACCUUAAUGUGAAGAACUGCUUCUUGACAUCACUCUGAACACCUUAUCUCUAAUUUAAAUGUUAUGACCCCUCGUUCUGGACUUCUCCCAUCAAAGGAAAUAUUUUUCUCCAUACUGAAACCUUGAAUUAUCUUACAAUAAUACACAUUGGUUAAUUUUAUCUCCCUAAUGGUUCUCAGUACAAUGAAGUAGGUGUGGACUGUAAAGUUUAGUGGGUCCAUAGAAGUUUUGAUACCUAGUUUCCACUAAUUCCUGGAUUGCUCAGGCUACUGAUACGAACAGAUCUGGUUGAUGUGGUUUGGGGUUUAUCCAUCAAUGAAGCAAUAGAGCAGAUAGAAGCUCCUUCCCAAAUCUCCAGUCAGAAAUGUAAGCACAAGCAGAAUCACAUUGCCUGGGUUUAUGGAUUUUGGAUUGCCUGACCCAGGGGUUCCAGAUCAGAAAUGUCCCUCCUUCCCCCAUCCCCGCCUCAAAUACCCUGGCUCCCGUCCCACAACACUGCAGCCCUGUCUCGCCAUACUGCUGGCCACCACUUCGGCAUGGUUUUCAUUCUGAGUCAGUGCUAACUGUCAAAUCUUGAACUUUGUUCUGAUUAUUUUUUCUUUUGUUGAUUCUGUACUUGUUAAAUGUCACUAAUACAAUGAAGAUUCUUGACCAGGUGUCAGGUGAAAAUUAAGAAAUAUACUGUUGAAAAAUAAAUAUAUGUGAUUCAUA
This is a messenger RNA of Carcharodon carcharias (great white shark), 2749 nucleotides long. It is a transcript of the gene tedc1, whose product is annotated as tubulin epsilon and delta complex 1. Bases 1 to 1332 code for a protein of 443 amino acids. NCBI's taxonomy places the organism in Eukaryota, Metazoa, Chordata, Chondrichthyes, Lamniformes, Lamnidae. The record is from RefSeq and is a predicted model, not a curated record. The transcript has 8 exons.